UUUCCCCACCUCCCUCCCGCCUUACCUCCCUCCCUCUGUACCUCGCUCUGUCUCCCAGCAUGCAUACAGAGGGGAGGGAGAAAGUAUAGGGCAGAAGAAGAAAAAAAAGUGAUAAGCAGCUUCUGGUUUAGCUUCUAAACACAUUCCUGCUGAAUCAGGGUGUGUGUCGCGCUGAGCAGACACGGCACAGCAUUCACUCGAUCUCUCUCUCUCUCUCUCCCCUGCAUAGCACACAGACGCCGGCGUGCGACUCGCCGCAGAACCAAACAAAGCCGUUCCUACGUGGUUGAAGGGUAAAAACUCGGUGUAGCGCGCAACAGACGCUCCGCUAUAAGCGAAGAGGAGGGACACUUGACCGGCCGGCAAUCCAGAACCCAGAGCACCUGGAGGGGGUCCCACCUCCGCUCACGUCCGCUGGGAAACACACCCUCGCUCCUGACAGCUCACACACAACAACAAGGAGAGGCCUGACGGGACGAGGGGAGCUUCACCCCACCUCUCCCUCCCUCUCUCUCCAUCUCUGUGUCGGCAGCGGUGGAGGUCCACUCGCAUCUGUCCAUCCCUCAGCUCCGGUCUCGCAAAGGUGUACCGCUGCAGUCAUGUCAGAGGGGGAGGAGUGCCGCUCUCCCAUCGGCCUGGACUGCUGCUCCUGCUGCCUGGACCUGGCCAACUGCGACGACCUGGCCGCCGGUGGGGUCCAGUCCCGGGGCCGACAAGGCCACGGCGCCCCACUGAUAGGAAGCCCCAGCCCCACGUCCGUCAACAACUUCCGCCAGUUCCGGGAGCAGCUGACGUUCCAGAACCAGAACCUGAACACGGACAAGCUGAGCAACAUGAUGAGGCAGGACUCCCUGGAGUCGGUUGUCAGGGACCCCUGCUACCUGCUCAACGAGGGCAUCUGCAACAGCAACAUCGACCAGACCAUGCUGUCCAUACUGCUGUUCUUCCACAGUGCCUCUGGUGCUAGCGUUGUUGCUAUCGACAACAAGAUCGAACAGGCAAUGGAUUUGGUGAAGAACCACCUGAUGUAUGCGGUCAGGGAGGAAGUGGAGAUCCUCAAAGAGCAGAUCAAGGAGCUUGCUGAGAAGAACAACCAGCUAGAGCGCGAGAACAGCCUCUUAAAGAACCUGGCAAGUCCGGAACAGCUGGAGAAGUUCCAGGAACGGGUUCCGUCCGAGUCUGACACCAUGGUUCCACUGCAGCUGGACAGCCAGUACCAGCGCCAGGCCCAGAUGGGGCUUCGACCCCUGACCCCCGACCAGGCCUGUCCCAUCAGCGCCGGCUCCGCUGUAUAAGUGGCUCUGCUUUGGGACGAGCAGAGCCAGGAGUCAAGUUCCAAUUGUUAACUAAUCGUCUCUGCCGACUUCAAUGAAGCUGUCUGUAAAAGAUGAUGAAACGCCGUGUUGUUGAGAGCAACACGAAAAGACGCUCCAACUUGCGGCCGUAGGCGGCUAUAAGCAGAAAUAAGCCGUCCUACCACACCUAGACUAUCUCUCUUUAGACAAAAGCGCUAAACGAGAGGGCUCACUUAGUAGCCAGCGGGAGAGCGCUUGCAUUGCGACAGAGGAGUGGCUCCGACCUGCAGGACCCAGGAGGGCCAACCCUCGCCCCUCUUUAACCCCCACCCCGCUACAGAGGAAGGGGGACUAAGGGCUAAGAGACUGGGCUGACCCCGGGACCUGAUCUUGGGGACACCACUUCCACGCCGGGGUGGCCUGUUCCCUCAGCUUCACCAGGUCCAGCCGAGGAAAAAUAGACCAAGAAGCCCCCGCCCCCGUCUCCACUAUUUCCAAAGAGUGGGUUGACUUCGUCGGACUUUCUGAUAUCACAAGCUCUGUGCGGUUCACACAAGAGAGUCAGUCGUCCGUAGCAAGGCUGCUCCUACCUAGCACUGUCUACAGUACUUUUAGUCUUUAUCACUAUCACAUAUCAAAUGGAAAUAAUUAAACCUAAGCUUCAGUCAAAAAAGUAGAGGAAGAAGAUCUAGGAGCUGUUGGAAUGGGCCUGCUGGGUCUUCAGCCUCAUGUGCUGACUGAUUACCGUAAUAAUGAUUCAUAACAGCGUUGCUUGUAUUCUGUGCAGUUGGGGUGUGCUGCUUAUUAGGGAGGAUUCUGCUAUUCUACUUUAGUUUUGUGAUUCUGAAUAAAAUCGAAUUGUUGUUAAUAGGAGCAUGUUCAGUUAAAUGAUUUAUUAGGAUGGAAGUAUCUACUACCUAUUUUGUCUUAUCUCUGUACAAUUUACUACAGUUUUACAAAAGUGAGUAUUACGUUGCUAAGUAGGCAGGAGAUGGAUUUGAGCAGCUGGUGUCAUACAGGCUGCCAAUGCAAUCCUGACCUAUGGAACUUUUUGUGUUCUGCAUGUUCAGGUGCGAACUUCAACUUGAAACAAUGGCAUGACAACAGUGCCUAUCUCCACAACAGAAACCAUGUUGCCAGAAUGGACUUGUUGUGUAACUACCAAAGACUUUGACUCAAAAUGAAACCAAGAAUCCUGGACCAUGUGUACAUCUUUGUUCACAGGGAGAACUCUUGAUAGGAGUAAUGUUGUUUUUUUAACGUUGGGUAUUGUUGCCGUAUUGUAUCCAUGAUACAGGUCUUUUUCAGAAUGUGAUGGAUGCGAAGUGCACAUUUGCAAUAAACCUUAUGUUUACAUAAAAUA
Molecule: messenger RNA, 2658 nt
Organism: Esox lucius (northern pike)
Lineage: Eukaryota; Metazoa; Chordata; Actinopteri; Esociformes; Esocidae
Gene: tsc22d3
Product: TSC22 domain family, member 3
Exons: 3
Coding region: 600-1295 (231 amino acids)
Biological process (GO): regulation of transcription by RNA polymerase II
Source: RefSeq, a predicted model, not a curated record